CUGACAACAAGAAAUUAAAGCGGAAAUGUGGUCAAGAAAAUAAAUAAAUGAAUAAUGAACGCUAUGUUUAUCUACACUGACUACAGAAACAGAAAAUGUAAUCUGCCCUAAAAAGGCAAUGUUUUAUUGGAGGAACAAUGCCAAUAGAGGAGAUGAUUUCUGCAUUGUAAAACCAUGACCACCAUCAGCAGUUCUAUUCAGAACUACGUCGAUUUUAAACCCAGUAGUUUGAAAUCACAGGAUGAAAAUGAUUUCAAAAGAGACACAACAAAUAACAGUGAACUAGAGAUACUUGUCAAGCGCAAGCAAGAUGAAGUUACAAGAAAAGCUCGCCAUCAUUGGGGUCUCCUGAGAGAAUCUGUCUGGGCAGUAACCAAGAGAGUAGAAGAGUCUGAUAUCAAGGACCUAGUACUGAGCCAUGGCAUACACAGAGAAAGAAAACUGAAUCAUCACAAGAACAUAAUUCAGGUUUUACACAUCCCAGAAUAUAAGGAAUAUCUGACAUUCGAUGGACAAGCGUUUCGUUUUUUCCAUGAAGAUGGUUUAAAGAAAGACGUCUCACAACCUGAGGUUAAAAUCAAUCGGGUCGUUUUCUGUAAGGAGACAAAUCAGUUUGUGGGUUGGCUUCAGGAUCAAUCAGAUCUCUAUUUGAUGUCAAAAGAGUUUGUUGUUGCAUCUCAGUCCAAAGCAGUAGGAAAUAUCCUGAUAGGUGUUUAUAAUGAAAAGAAAGGGGAGAUGAUUACAGUUGGACCAUACUUCAUUACAUCGUGGUCAUUUCGUUAUGGAGCCAGAUACCUGACCCCCAGAAAAACUACCAUGACAAACUUUGGUGGGGACCAGAUGUUUACUGACAUGGUGCUAGAGGAAACUGCGAGCAAGUCACAGAGGAUGUUUUUCAUUUUGGGAUGUGGUCUUGUGGUUUAUAAUGUCUUCUCUGGCCUGGAGGUGUGUAGAAAAAAGGACCUCCACAACCAGCCUAUCACAGCUCUGGUAUUUUUCAACCCUCUGAAAUAUCUCAUCACAGGGGCUAAGGAUGGAUGCAUUAAAGUCUGGGAUGGGAACUGGAAAGUUCAGAUGGUUUUUGUCGGCCACAGUAAAGCCAUCAACUUUUUAAGAAUCUACCCCUAUGGCUCAGCCUUCAUCUCAGCUUCCCUGGACUGCACCAUUCGUGUCUGGAGUAUGGAAACCUUUGAUGAGAUUGACAAGACUGUCGUCAGUGAACCAGUUGAAGGGAUGGGCACUCAGACAGACUAUGACAUCAUUUACACCCACGCAGGCAGGAGGGUGGACCUCUGGCGGCUACAGCAUCUCCUACAGAUGCAUACCAACAUUGGCUACAGAGUCACACGAAUCAAAACAACAGACCACCCGUGUUUUCCCCGGCGAGCUGUUCUGUUGUGUCGAGAUUCAAGCGUCCGCUUGGUGUGUCCAGCUAAUGGAGAGGUCAUCACAACCCUGCUGAUGAAACCAACAGAUGGGUUAGUGGAUGCUGCCUACGCCAUAGCAGAAGAUCUACUGUUUGCCCUAAUGGCUAAUGGAGAUAUUGUCAAGGCCGCAACUGAUCAAAACCCAUGCCAUGUUUUAGAUAGAUGGAAGUGCAAUACUCCAACAGAAAUGUGUGUCUGCCUCCUGUUGUAUGAGUACGUAGUUGACCCAACUGAGACUAAAACUCCUGGCACACCAAAGGCAGGUGCAGUGAAGAACAACAGAAACAGAACUCUUUUACUUGGAGGCAGAAAGGAUGGCAGCAUUUGUGUGUUUAACUGGCACACAGGGGAGAUCACCUUCACAGUUUCAGCCCAUGGUGACAAAGGUGUCAUCAGCAUGGUGUCCAACACCAAACAUGAUCAGCUGAUCACAGCAGGGAAAGACAAUAUUAUAAAAAUCUGGAGAGUUUACCCAUUUGCUGAAGAAGCUUUGGCCCCAGUGUUGUCAUUUUACUGUGCCCACACACCAAGUCACAUGUCUGUGGUAAAGACCAAUCUGUGUGUGGCAUUUCAAGACAUCUCCACGGCAACAUACAGCAUUGUGUUGUACAAUCUCCUAGACAACAGUCGUAAUGAUCACAGGCCAGAUGAUGACCAUAUGGACAACAUAACCAGCUUGUCGUCCUGCCCACGUAUGAAAAUCUACGCAUCAUCCUCCAUGGAUGGGACUAUACACAUAUGGAACCAUAACAAUGUGCUUAUUAGAUUGUUGAAAAUCAACACCAUCCCCCACAGUGUGGCUUUCUGUAGCUCUAAAGGUGAUUUGUUGGUGGGUGUCAACAACCACCUCUACUUCAUCUCACACACCAAGUACCUGCCUAGAUCCUACCGCAGAAAACAGGUGUGUAUGAAGUUCCUACCAACCAAAACUGAGGAGCCCAUUGAGUACAGUGAGAACAGGCUGAGGGCCAUGGACAAAACUGAUGUCAACAGACUCAAGCAUGCUCAUGCUUCAUUCAGGUUUUCACACUUUGUUGAUAUUCUGUCUCCCGAAGAAGAAGAUGCAAUAAUGCAAGAGAAGAUAAUCAAAGAAAAGGCGUAUGGACUGCUAGAGAUGAGAGAGAAUGAGAUAGAACAGAUCAGAGAUGGGGCUCUCAUUACCCACAACAAACCUAAACCAAGUAAAAGGACACAGAACAAAGCUUUCAAAGAGUACAUGAAGAUCUAUUACAACAAGGAGAGAAUUAAGCUUCCAAAGGAUGAAGAGUUCCCUAGAGACAGUGUUAAGAAAAAACUGGAUCAGGAACUAAAGGCAUUUGAAGGAAAUGUAAAAGAAGAAGAAAAAAAGUACAGACCUGAAUCCCCUCCCCUUGGUUUCUUUGCUGAGCUAGGGCAGAUGAGACAGAUGAGUGACCCCCUGUCCACACAUGCCUGUUUCCCCACCCACCUCUCUGGCUACCUGCCCAACUCAGUCCUGCUGAAAAUUCUGUACCCCCCACCCCAGCCUAAAGAGGAGGAGCUGGUCAAGGCACCCUACCAGCCCCCCAAACUGACACGCAAGCAGUUGGCUGAGAUCCAGAGCCUGUAUCCACGAAGGACAAUUAGAGUUGAUUCUGAUGACCUUGAACCUGAAAUAAGCCGAACUGUGACCUUUGAUGAGCAUGUCACAAGAGUAUUGCAGGUCGACCUUAGUGAUGAUGAGGAAGAAAAAACAGCAGACUCAGAAUCUGUGUUUCAAUCUCGCGAGUCCACUGAUGCCAAAAUGAAAGAUACACCAUCAGUUAAGUCACCAGCCAGCACUGAAAAAUCAGCCUCAGUUUUAUCAGGUCCCCAGAGAACCAGUUCCUCUCUGAUCCAACAAAGGAUGCUGCAACUAAAGAAGAAAAAAACUGUCCAGAUCAAAGACCCAGAAUCCAGUGAUGAGGAAGACAUGUUUGCCAAGGGAAGUAACUCCCAGAAGUCCUCUCUAAUGUCCAGAGUUCAAGAAAUCAUGGAGAAGCCACCUCCAGUCAAAGAACCAGUUGUUAAACCUCCUGAGAAAAUCAAAGAAGUCACAGAGCCUGUCAAGAAGAUGGCCACGCCCCCUCCUGUGGAACCAAUCAAACGUCUGGCACCAGUUCCAGCCAAGCCAGUGAUCAAGUUGAUCAGCCAACCCCCCAAACCCCAGCCUGUGGCCCCACGCUCCCCGACACCACCACCUCCCCCCACACCUCUACCAAACUUCAUCAAACAGUUUGUGGGAACUGAGUGGUUUGACAAGUAUUUUCCUAACUGUAAUGAAAAUACCUUACCCAAACCAUGGACCGGGGACCUGCUGGUCAACAUGAUUGUGAAGCUGCUGCGCAUUGCUGAAUGGCUGCACAAAAUAGCCGUCACCGAGGCCAUCCUGACCAUCUACAACUCCGAGGGCCUCAGCGACUCCGUCACACUGACUGUGGUGAAAACUCUGCUGUCGGUGCUGAAUCACCACGCCAACCCACCCAACUGUGGGGUGGGGGAGCAGAAGGAUUUUAUCUUGACGGCUUUGAGAGCUCUGUCGGCUUUUGCUGUGAGGGACAAGGAUGUGAUUGCUGAGUUGAUUGCGCAGUUCUUGGACGGGGAUAUGGUUGUCAGGUCAGCUGUCCUUGAAGUGAUGGCCAGUCUGGGCAUGGUUGACCCCCACAGGCAGUUCCAGAAGGAACUGGACACCUGGGACAUUUGGAGUUUUGAUGAGAAAACUCACGCGGAGGAGGUUCGCAAGAUGGUCCAUAACUGGCUGGACAGAUGGAUGACAGCUUACAAGAUGAGGAUAGAAGACACAGUGGAAAAACUCAACAAAGGGCAGUCACUGCAAGGACGUUUAUCUACAGUUGCUAGUGACCGGAAAGGAAGUGUCAGACCAGGUGAUGUUGAGACUUCAUCUAAACAUGGAAGUUUGAAGGUUCCAGAAUCUUCUAGAACAGGGAGGACAUCUUCAAUGUCUUAUAAUAGUGUAACAGUAACACUGGACAAGGUGAACGGCUCCUCCAUCAUGGAAUCUGUCACGUACAUCGAUGCCAUCAGUUACUUCUGUGAGGUCAUGAUGGAGAAAGAGCUGGAGGCGCUGAAGAGGGGCGAGGUGUUCCGCAGUAAAGAAGGGGAAGUUGUUACCCAAAAUAAGAACACUGUUCUUGUUCUUCCGAAAAUUGCCCACAAACCUGCCCUGACCCGCCUGGGUGAAACACACACCAGUAAAUGUAGAGCUGACCGCGAAACCUCCUUACACACAGAAUUCAGAAUGCCACCAAUCAUAGCCAGAGGUAAACAGCUAGCACCUGGCACCCUGACAGGCUUUGUGUCCUGCAUCAACCUGCCCAUGAAGUCCGUCCACCUCAACCCGUUCCCGUCCCCUGCAGACCUCCACAGGGCCCUGCUACAGCAGCCCAUCCUCAUCACACUCAAAUCUGCUCAGAAAUAUUUCAUCCCCUCCCAGAGUUACGUGGACGACUACCCCACCUCUAGCCUGGUGGUCUGACCUGCUCCAACAGCCCAUCCUCAUUACACUCAAGUCUGCUCAGAAAUAUUUCAUCCCCUCCCAGAGUUACGUGGACGACUACCCCACCUCUAGCCUGGUGGUCUGACCUUGACCUAAUAACCUGAAUUUGAUCUUCCUGACCUUGUAGUCUGACUGACAUCUCUUGAACUAUGACCUUUUAGUAUGACAUGUCUUUAUGUUUAAAAUGUGUCUAUGAUUAUUAAAGUAGUAGAUAUAAGUAUCUAAUGAAUGGACCAAAAAGUAACAUAAUUAAAAUUGUGCACAAUAAUAGUGGAUCUAAUUGCUUAUGUAAUGUUGGACAAUAAUCUUCAAUCUAGUAACUUACAUAUCAUUGAUCUUAUGAUUACUUAAAAAAAAUAACUGCUCAUCUGUGUCUGGCUGAGGUCAUAGUUAAUGUAAAAUAUUUCUUUCUAGUUCUUGAAAAUACAAGUUAAGCCCAUUUUUAAAAAUAUUCUUGUCUGUGAUAUAGAUAAUGUAUGCCAUGACAGUAAAAUAUUUUAUAAAACAACACAAACUUUCAGUAUUUAAUUGUCUGUGAUUAUAGAGUUUGACUGAUUCAGUGGCCAUAUAGAGUGGUUUGUAAAUUAAAAGUAAUUAUUUAUCAA
This is a messenger RNA of Physella acuta, 5546 nucleotides long. RefSeq names its product WD repeat-containing protein 97. The record is from RefSeq and is a predicted model, not a curated record. NCBI's taxonomy places the organism in Eukaryota, Metazoa, Mollusca, Gastropoda, Physidae. Gene Ontology annotation, molecular function: protein binding.